AUGACGCUAACCCCCUCCCAACAAGCCCUCGGCCUCGCCCUAUUUCGCAUCUCCCCCAUCUUCCUCGCUGCUGUCAGCGGCACUUUCUCCUACAUCUCCCACGAAUUUGUCGCGGCCUUCAAGCACAAAGCCGUGUCGUUCGAAGCCCGCCAAGCCGUCCUCCCAGGCUGGUGGGACCACAUUCGCUUCGUCAGCUUGCCCGUCAUCUGGCUGUCUUUCAUCCCCAACUUUUUCCUCGGUCUCGCCAACGCCAGAAGCUCGACGCUCUGGGGCUGGCUCGGCGACGGCAGUGUCGGUGCUGUCGGGCCCCUCGCCUCAAACCUGUACACCAUCGCCGCGAUCGUCAGUAUUGCGUACUUCCCGCAUACAAUUUACCGAGGUUUUGUGCCGCUCCAGACGAGGGCAAUAAUGGUGGAGAAAGUAUCCAAGGAGAAGCGCGAGCAUGCGUUGAAUGAGUUUUUAAGGAUGGAUUAUCAGCGAGGGUGGACGGCCGGGUUUCCGGUCUGUGUGCUGUUUCUGGCAGCUGUGACGGCUUGGGUGGCUGACCAGCUUUGA
This is a messenger RNA of Talaromyces rugulosus, 555 nucleotides long. RefSeq lists its product as uncharacterized. The record is from RefSeq and is a predicted model, not a curated record. Lineage: Eukaryota; Fungi; Ascomycota; Eurotiomycetes; Eurotiales; Trichocomaceae. The transcript has a single exon. Bases 1 to 555 code for a protein of 184 amino acids.